GCCGGGGCUCGCCAGGGCUCCCAGCGCCCCGCAGCACCGCGGGGCUACAGCGGCAGCGGCGUGCAGGGAGCCGGCGCGAUGUACCUCCGCAGGGCGGUCUCCAAGACCCUGGCGCUGCCUCUGCGGGCGCCCCCAGGCCCCGCGCCGCUCCGGAAGGACGCAUCUCUUCGCUGGAUGUCAUCCAACAAAUUCCCCGGAUCGUCUGGAUCAAAUAUGAUCUAUUAUCUGGUUGUAGGUGUCACAGUCAGUGCUGGUGGAUAUUAUACUUACAAGAGAAUGACAUCAGAGAAAGCCAAACACAGCGAUCAUAUAACGAAUUUGAAAGAAAAAACCAAAGCAGAGUUACAUCCACUUCCAGGUGAAAAAGAGAACCCUGUGGGUGCCGAGGAAGCCAGUUCAGAAGCCCCCGAAGUACCUUUAGUGGAAGCUCCGGUGGUGGAUGCUGCAGAGCUUCCCAAUGCUACAGUUGCAGUCAUAAAAGAGGCUUCCCCCUGUCCAGACAAUGUGGAGGCUGCUGCCGAGGAAACCACUGCCGCUGGUGCUGAAACUGGGUCAGAGGUGACAGAUGCGGGGACGGGAGAAACCGCAGAGGUCAGCACUGAAUCCACGUCAGAGGUUACCAGCGCAGCUUGGGAUGAAGCUGUUGCCAUCAAUAGUGAUAAAGGUACAACCGAGAACGAAAGCUGUGGUGAAUAUGCUGAACUAGAAGAAAAUUCUCCAGUUGAGUCAGAAUCCUCUGCUGGGGCUGAUUUACAGGAAGAAGCCAGUGUUUGUUCUGAGGCCGCCUCAGCCCAAGGCUAAUCUCAUGCUGAUUGACACUUGGGCAAAAAAUGCCACAGAGGGUCUGUUAGGUGUUUUUGUAGUUUCAGUAACCUUAGAUUUUAAAAAGGCUUCUUUUCUAGAAAAUGUUAAUGUGCCUUGAGGAUUUGGGGUAUCUACUGAUAGAUUUCAGGAUCGAGAGAUUUGAGAUUUUGCAUGCGGAAUAGUUUUCUACUCUCUGGGAUCAGAAUAUGACAUGUAAAGAGCUUAAAGAGUUUCACCUGUGGAUUUAAAUUUUAUAUCAUAGGAAUUGAGCUA
Molecule: messenger RNA, 1077 nt
Organism: Eubalaena glacialis (North Atlantic right whale)
Lineage: Eukaryota; Metazoa; Chordata; Mammalia; Artiodactyla; Balaenidae
Gene: MGARP
Product: mitochondria localized glutamic acid rich protein
Exons: 4
Coding region: 79-801 (240 amino acids)
Biological process (GO): anterograde axonal transport
Cellular component (GO): mitochondrion; mitochondrial outer membrane
Source: RefSeq, a predicted model, not a curated record